AUGGAAUAUUCUUCAUGCAUCAAAUUGAAUGAUUUACCUAAUGAAAUUCUUAUGAUUAUUUUGAAAAACUUACAUACUAUUGAUGUACUCUACUCUUUAGUAGGUGCUGAUAAACGACUUAAUGCAUUUGUAAAUGAUUCCAUUUUUACAAAAUACUUAACACUGAUGUCAUCUUCUCCUACCGGCUUAUCAUAUUCGUUUACGGAUAAAAUACUUGAUCGGUUUUGCGAAGAAAUUCUUCCUGAAAUUCAUCACAAAAUUGAAUGGCUUAAUGUUGCGCCACCAUCUAUAGAACGUAUUCUUGUUUCAACAAACUAUUCUAAUCUACGUGGACUUGACUUAUAUGAUCUUUCAUCAGAUACAGCAAUGGAUCUAUUUACUGAUGGAAGUUUUUUCAUUCGUAUUUUCAAAAAUCAAAUUUUAUCUCUUGUUAUUGAUAUUAAGAAACAUAAAGGACCGAUAAGUGCAUCCGAAGAUAUAAAUAAAUUCAUCUAUACACAAAUCUUUACUAUGUUCAGUAAUUUAGAAUAUUUAGAUUUUGAUCCAUCUUUUAAUAAUUAUCACGUUUUAUCGUUUGGUGUGUCACCUCCAAAUAUUUUCUCUUCUACUCUAUCAAAAUUAAAUGUCAUGAUACAUACCUACCGCGAUUGUCUUUAUUUACUUGAUGGUCGCUUCAAUCAACUUCACACGUUCUAUGUUACCAUAACAGAUUUUUCUUGUCAAUUAUCUACAGCAAUCAAUAAUGAAAAGAAACUGCUCAAUUUAAAAUGUUUUUCGUUAAAGCAUACUACGUAUUUAUCGGUCUACAAUCAAUUUCUCGUUCCACUCUUGCAUAGAAUGUCAAAUCUAGAAGAGCUUAGUUUAUUUUUUCUCAAUCAUAAUAGAGCAUUUAUUGAUGGAGAUAAUUUGGCAAAGAAUACCAUCCGUCAUAUGACAAGAUUAAACAAAUUCGCAUUUGAUAUUCGUACAAUUAUCUCUUUUGUCAAGCUAGUCAAUUUACCGUCAAAUAAAGAAUUUCAAAAUACAUUUAGACAUUUUGAAAAGAUUCAAAUUAUUUCAUGUGUUGAUUAUUUUCAAAAAGCAAGUGAAUGCCAUUGCCAUAUGUAUUCAUAUCCAUAUACACUGAAGUAUUAUAAAGAUAUAACGAAUAAUUUUACCCGUGGCUUGUUUGAGAGCGUUCGUGAAAUAUCAUUAUUUGAUGAACGUCCUUUUGAACAUGAAUUUUUUCUUCAAAUUGCUCGAUCAUUUCCAUUUCUAGAAAAACUAAUUUUACAUAAUCGAGAACCGCAGAUGUAUUACGGUCAACAAUGGCCAACCAUAGAAUACCCUCAUCUUACUCAACUUGAUCUUGUGCGAACUCAUCACAGUUAUGUCGAACAAUUUUUAAAUAAUACUAAAAUGAGUUUAUUAAACAAUGUUUAUCUUUAUGUUAAUUAUCACGGUUUACAAAUAGUUUGUAACCCAUAUAAACUUUUAUCAAGACGAAUUAUUAAACAUUCAUUAUUACGUGAAACUCUUCAACCCACGCAUUCAUCACAUAAUAUGAUAGUUUCCUAUUCGAAACCACGUGUAAUUAUUGAAGUUGAACCUGUUCGUUUACCAGUGAUUAAAAUCGAUCCUUAA
This is a messenger RNA of Rotaria socialis, 1623 nucleotides long. Lineage: Eukaryota; Metazoa; Rotifera; Eurotatoria; Philodinida; Philodinidae. The record is from the annotation of a GenBank genome assembly.